AUGUCAGGACAGAGGGUACUGAGGAGCUUCCCCUUGGCCCUGAACCUCGGCGCCGACAUCUGUCACAUAACUCGCAUCCGCAGGAUCUUGGAGUCUCCCAGGGCGUCGCGGUUCGUUCAGAGGAUCCUUAAUGAUGAAGAGAGAAGUCACCCGAAAAUACAAUGCAUCCUUAACAAAGGGCACUCGCCCAGCCUGAGCCGGGCAGCCAAGACCAGUUGUGCGAUGGGAGAACACCACACCACCGCUGCGGCGGCGGCCGGUGUGGAGGAUCACAGCCCGUCAACAGCCGCACCAAACCUCGAUGAACUCCAACUCGCAGCUACUUUUAUGGCUGGAAGGUUCGCUGCAAAGGAGGCCGUCAUCAAAGCCCACCCGCAAAAGAACCUCACCUGGCAUGGUAUCACCAUAUCGCACCAGGCAUCGACGCACGCAGACCGGAAGGGGGCACCAGCGGCUAUCAUAAGGGGCACCAAUGAAGACUACGAGGCCCUCAUCAGCAUCAGCCACGAUGGAGACUAUGCAUCCGCCGUAUGUCUCGGUGCCCGUCACGCAGAGGACCUGUAG
Diaporthe batatas is the source of this 564-nucleotide messenger RNA. RefSeq lists its product as uncharacterized. The record is from RefSeq and is a predicted model, not a curated record. Gene Ontology annotation, molecular function: holo-[acyl-carrier-protein] synthase activity; magnesium ion binding. Lineage: Eukaryota; Fungi; Ascomycota; Sordariomycetes; Diaporthales; Diaporthaceae. Bases 1 to 564 code for a protein of 187 amino acids. The transcript has 2 exons.